AUGGAGAAGGGUUAUAUUCGAGAGAGCUUGAGUCCUUAUGUUGUACCCAUUUUAUUGGUGCCAAGAAAGGAUGGAACAUGGAGAAUGUGUGUCGAUUGUCGAGCUGUGAAUCAAAUUCCUAUCAAAUAUCAUUAUCCUAUUGCUCGCCUUUAUGAUAUGGUUGAUGAAUUAUGUGGUGAGAGUAUCUUCUCCAAGGUGGAUUUAAAGAGUGGGUAUCAUCAUAUUCGAAUGCGAGAAGGCGGUAAAGAUAGUAUAUUUGUUGUGGUUGAUAGGUUUUCAAAGAUAGCACAUUUCAUUGCGUGUCAUAAAACUGAUGAUGCUACUAAUGUGGCCAACUUGUUUUUCAAGGAGAUUGUUAUGAACAGGGAUGAAAAGUCUAAGGCAGACUAUGUGAAAAGGUUGCAUCAACAGUUGAGUGAUAUUUCUUUAACUGUAGAGGGAAAGAAAACCCUAAUUUUGUCUCUGCCUUCCCAAGAGACGAAACCAAGGGGUAUUUUGAAGGAAAAGAAAUGCUUUUUUUACUUCAAAGCCGAACCAGAAGCUGGUGAUUACACCAUCUUCAUGGGUCUUGAUAAGUACGAGAAAGAGGAGCUCAUCAAAUACAGCUAUGUUGAAGAUAUCUGGUUUCAUGUGGAUAAAAUGUCUUCUGCCCAUGUUUAUUUAAGACUUCAAAACGGUCAAACCAUUGAUGAUAUAACCGAAGGGUUGCUCGAAGAUUGUGCUAAGCUUGUUAAUGCAAAUUCCAUCCAAUGCAACAAGGUAAACAGUACUGAUGUUGUUUACACUCCAUGGUCCAAUUUGAAGAAUACUCCUUCCAUGAAUGUUGGCCAAGUUGGCUUUUACAAUUCCAAGUUUGUAAAACUUCUUUGUUACUUUGAUUGUUGUCGCUAUUACGAUUUCUAUUCUUUUUUUCCUUUUAUUUUUUGGGUUCUAUAAUGGAUCAUUUUCUGAUUUUAUCAUGUGAUUUAGGUUCAGACUGUGAGAGUGGAGAAGCGGAUAAACGAGAUAGUUAACAGGUUGAAUAAGACUAAAGUGGAAAGGAAACCUAAUUUGAAAGGUAUGUGAAUUCUCGUGGUUCAAUUUUCUGUAGGAUU
Messenger RNA from Hibiscus syriacus, 1094 nucleotides. RefSeq lists its product as uncharacterized. The coding region runs from base 1 to 936 and encodes 311 amino acids. The transcript has 6 exons. NCBI's taxonomy places the organism in Eukaryota, Viridiplantae, Streptophyta, Magnoliopsida, Malvales, Malvaceae. The record is from RefSeq and is a predicted model, not a curated record.